Neurospora crassa OR74A is the source of this 949-nucleotide messenger RNA. RefSeq lists its product as hypothetical. The transcript has a single exon. Bases 127 to 588 code for a protein of 153 amino acids. NCBI's taxonomy places the organism in Eukaryota, Fungi, Ascomycota, Sordariomycetes, Sordariales, Sordariaceae. The record is from RefSeq and is a predicted model, not a curated record.
CCCAAGCACAUUGUAACAUUGUCGAGUUAUUGAUAUUCUCACGGAAUCCAGAUAGCUCGCCAAAUACGAGUCCGACGGGAAAACAAAAUCAGUAUAUCAAGCACCUAUCCCCAGUCUUUGCCCACAAUGCACCCACAACUGCUUUUCCGCCUCCGGCUCCUACUGUGUGUUCUUCUUGGCGUCUCUGCGGCCUUGGUGCUCCCUAAUCGGAACCCCAUUUCGCGAGAUACACCCGAGUUGAUCAACGUCGGCUCCAGCAACGAGGCAAGUCCCGAGAGCACAACGAUCUACUUUCCGGACCAUGUCAGCCCGAAUGUGCAAACUGCCAGCACCGCUCCAUCUGCUGUCGAAUCGUCAGGAGAGGUUUCCCCUAACAACAACAAACGAGGAGAAGCCCAUAGUUCGACCUUUCAACAGAGCGCGGCAGAAGCCAAAAUCGCCAGAGAUGAUACGAAAGAAGCAGGCAGCAUCUACAGGCGAGACGGUGGGGGAUCGAACAUGACUAUCAUCUACAUCAUUGUCCCCAUUCUCGCUGUUGGGCUUCUUAUUGCUGGCUGUAUUUGUUUGCGCAAGUGUCAGGGGCAUUGAUCGAUUCAUGGAGAUGGAUGGUACAAGAUUGGUCGGGAAGGCCAGGAUCGGAGUGACGACAGGCUUCCAGAGGCGGAACAAGAACGGGGGACAUGAUGUGAGAUGGCGUGGAUGACAAGAAGCAUAGAAGAAAUCGGACUGGAAGCUAGAUACUUAGGGCGUGUUCGUUACCACAGUAAAAAGUUAGAGGGUAUUCAGAUUUGCAGGGUUCGGGUCGUAGUAAGUAUACUGGCUUACUGAACUGCGUAGUGUUCGGUAUUUCUCAGUAAAAAUGCUUAAUUUUUAUGUAGGUCGCUGCAACCACUUGCAACCACCUACACUUUCUCUAAAUUGUCGAUUUGACUAAUUAGAGGGUUAGAAU